This is a messenger RNA of Pieris brassicae (large cabbage white), 1615 nucleotides long. It is a transcript of the gene bnb, whose product is annotated as neurofilament heavy polypeptide. Lineage: Eukaryota; Metazoa; Arthropoda; Insecta; Lepidoptera; Pieridae. The transcript has 3 exons. The record is from RefSeq and is a predicted model, not a curated record. The coding region runs from base 143 to 1342 and encodes 399 amino acids.
UACAUUGCCAGUCGUCAAACCGUUCAAACAUAGUUGUUUCCCUAAAUUAUUAUUUUGUGCCAGUGCUUCUUGAAAGUUCAUUUUGUUUGACUAAGGAUCUAAUAGCGCUAGGCCAGCUUCGGGCCACAAUCCGCACUGGUGGAUGAAGGUGCUGAUAAUCUGUUUGGCCUUUGCGGCUAUGAGCCUCGCCAUGCCCGUUGCGGAGGAGAAACAAGAAACACCCGUCACACCAGUUGCUGUGGCGGAGGCAAAGUCAGGAGAAGAAAAGGUACAAAAUGAUGCACAACCAGCCAAAGUAGAUGAGAAAAAAGCUGAUCCUGAACCAGCCAAAAAGGAGGAAAGCAAACCAGUAGAACCUGAAGCUAAAAACGCAGAAUCACCUAUUGAAGCUGCUGUCGAAUCGAAACCCGAUGUGAAAGAAGAUGCCAAGGAAGAAGAAAAGAAGGCAGAAAUACCGGAAGUCAAGUCUGAGGAACCAGCUAAAGAAGACGAAAAGAAAGCAGAAGAAGCAAAACCCGCUGAAGUAAAGCCAGAGCAAAAAAUUGAGAUCCCUGAACCCAAAUCUGAACCAGAAUCAAAAUCUGAGGAAUCUGAAGCAAAGGUAGAAGAAGUCAAAGAGCCAGCACUUAAAUCUGCGAUCGCCGAAGGUUUUGACGUAGUCAGUGCAGUAAAGAACCCUGCUGCAGUCGCCGAUGAUCCUAUUGAUGCAGCUGCAAUAAGUCCCAUCACCGCAUCACAGCCAGCCAUUGCCCCUAAAAUAGCUGAACCCGAGGAGAAAAAGGAUGAGACACCAGCUCCUGAAGAACCAGCUUCAAAAAGUGGAGAUGUUGCGGAAAACUCACCGGCUGAGUCGAAAUCAGAAGAAAAAAAAGAAGAGCCAUCUGCUCCUUCUACUCCGGUUGAACCGAAAUCUAGCGCCGCCGGUGUGGUUGCUGACGAAGCACAACGAGUGGUUCGAGAUGCUGUAGAAGAAAAGAAAGAAGAUAUUCCAAAGCCAGAAAGUAAAUCUGCAGAAGUAGAGAAACCAGAAGAAAAGCAACCCGAAGUUCCUGAGAUUGCGGCCAAAUCUGCACCCAGUGAAGAGCCAAAAGAAAAGAGUGAGAAAGUCGAAGAGAAAGUAGAGAAGGUCGAAAUUGCAGAGAAGGCAGGCGAAGCACCUGCAGAACCUGCAAAGGAAUCAGGUGACGUCAAGGCUGAAGUCAAGGAAGGUGACUUAGCGUUAGGAGACGCUUCAGCUAAGAGCAGCUCUGAGGAGAGCGGAGAAAGUGGGGAGAACAAGGAGAAGGACUCAUCAGAGGAGAGCGGCGAGAAAUUGGAGAAUUCUAGCCCAUCCUCUUCUUAGAUAAACAAAACUGUGCAGGCGGUGGGCGUGUGUCGACAGCCAAUGGUUCUCGACACGCGCCCUUUGCCAACAAGCGAGUAGGAGCCUAGAGCUCAACGCUGUGCGUUUGUGAUGAUCCCCCGCAUUAGCCGGCCAAAAGCCGUAUUCGCGUGAAUGUCAGACUAGUUAGAGACUUAUUUAAAUAGGAAACUAAAGAAUUACCUACGUUGUAAUUAUUUGCAAAUAAAUUAUCGAAUUUCCGGUACUCUAAGUAAUAAAUAAAUACGUUUUUUA